GCCGCCGUUGUUGCCGCCGCCGCCGCGGGAGCCCGGGAGGGGAGCGGUUCUGCCGGCCUCGCCGCCCGCUCUCCCGGCGCUGGAGAAGGCGCCCUCGCCAUGGCCACCAGCACCACCGGCUCCACGCUGCUGCAGCCCCUCAGCAACGCCGUGCGGCUGCCCGUCGACCAGGUCAACUUCGUAGUGUGCCAACUGUUUGCCUUGCUUGCAGCUAUUUGGUUUCGAACAUACCUGCAUUCAAGCAAAACUAGCCCAUUUAUAAGACAUGUUGUUGCAACCUUCUUGGGCCUUUAUCUUGCACUUUUUUGUUUUGGAUGGUAUGCCUUACAUUUUGUUAUACAAAGUGGAAUUUCCUACUAUAUCAUGAUCAUAAUAGGAGUGGAAAAUAUGCACAAGUAUUGCUUUGUUUUUGCUUUGGGAUACCUCACUGUGUGCCAAAUUACUAGAGUCUAUAUCUUUGAUUAUGGACAGUAUUCUGCUGAUUUUUCUGGUCCAAUGAUGAUAAUUACCCAGAAGAUCACUAGUUUGGCGUUUGAGAUUCAUGAUGGAAUGUUUCGGAAAAAUGAAGAUUUGACUCCAUCACAGAGGUGCUUGGCUGUAAGACGCAUGCCAAGUCUACUGGAGUAUUUAAGUUACAACUGUAAUUUCAUGGGUAUCCUGGCAGGCCCGUUAUGCUCUUACAAAGACUAUAUUACUUUCAUUGAAGGCAGAUCAUACCAACUGCAACAGUCUGAAGCAAAUGGGAAGGAAGAUACAAAGUAUGAGCAAAUGGAUCCUUCUCCAAAUAUAGCUGUGGCACAGAAACUUUUAAUCUGUGGACUGUCCUUACUCUUCCACAUGACUAUUACAAAAACUUUGCCUGUGGAAUACAACAUUGAUGAUAACUUCAGAGCUACAGCAUCAUGGCCUGUAAGGUUUUUCUACCUGUAUGUGUCUCUUAUGGCUGCCAGACCCAAGUAUUAUUUUGCAUGGACUUUAGCAGAUGCAAUUAAUAAUGCAGCAGGGUUUGGUUUUAGAGGCUAUGAUAAAAAUGGAGUUACACAUUGGGAUCUAAUAUCAAAUCUGAGGAUCCAGCAAAUAGAGUUUUCUACAAGUUUCAAGAUGUUUCUUGAUAACUGGAAUAUCCAAACAGCGCUUUGGCUUAAAAGAGUGUGCUAUGAGCGAGCCACCUUCAGCCCAACGAUCCAAACCUUCAUCCUCUCUGCCAUUUGGCAUGGGGUUUACCCAGGAUAUUAUUUAACAUUUUUAACAGGAGUACUAAUGACACUAGCAGCACGAGCUAUAAGAAACAAUAUCAGACACUAUUUUGUUGAAUCUCCUGCUGUUAAACUGUGUUACGAUAUUAUAACAUGGAUGGCAACUCAAGUAGCAAUAAGUUACACAGUCGUGCCAUUUGUACUGCUCUCUGUAAAACCCUCUUUCACCUUUUACAGCUCCUGCUAUUUCUGUCUUCAUAUUGCCGGCAUCCUGGUCUUGUUGGUAUUUCCACUGAAAAGAACUGAAAAAGGAAGUAAAAAGCGUGAAAGCAUCCAGCCUGUGUGGUCCAAAAAACUAGAAGAAGAAAAUAUUUUGCAAAAGAACAGUUAUUCCACAACAAAUAAUAGUUUCAGUCAGAAACAAGAAAUAACCUGCAGAUAUCAAGUGUUAAAACAGUGAUUGAGGAAAUACUAUGAUGAUUCUAUUUUGUAUGUUUUCAGAAACCCAUUUUUAGCACCUUUUCAAGGGGUUUGUAUUUGUUUGCAAAGAUGUUUAGUAAGAAAGAAUGCAUUACCUAGGAAAACUACAUACAAUAGCAAGACUGGAAACAAAACAAAUUAACCCCUCCCAUGCCAUGUCCCUGUGGGUCACGCCUUAUAUGAAGAAAUUACCAUUAUUUCAAUGGGCACUCAGGACUUGCAACGUAUGUCCACAGGGUCCUAUGUGUGCCCUUUGCUGAAUGUACGUUGUGUAUCCCAAGGCACUGAUGGGGUGGAAUGAAAUUGUGUCAAUCUAGAAUUAACAAAUGGAAAAGAAUUUUUCCAAACUAAUGACUUGCCUUAAACCCUCUAUUUACUGAAAUACUGUUUCUAAGUGGGAAUUUUCAAGUUUGAUUUUAUGUGAAAAGUGUAUUUCAAAUAUAUAAUACCAUAUGCUAUAAAGAAGUUCAACGUAGGAAAUGGAAAGUCACUAGAAGGCUUUUGAAUUUUUAAAAGGGCAUUGCAAUAAGCCUCUCAGUAUUUGGAGGGUUUUCUUGAAGUAUCUCAAACUACUACAGUACGUUAUGGAACUGUAAGCAUUAAAGAUGCCAAACUAUAGUUUCUUUGAUAAAGAGUAUAACUACACAUAGCCCUUCUGAAUGGAUUAAAUAAAUAAAUAAACACAAAAAAACCCACACAACACCAGAAGGUUCACCUUUUCUGGGGCUUGGUAGCUAAUCUAGGUUUCUUUUUUCUUUGAAGUACCUAAAACCAAUUUAAAAAAAAACACUGCCAAGUGGGCUUCAUGGCUAGAGAAGGAAAGGCAGCUGUAGGACACAGAAGACAAUGUGCAAGCACCAGGAUUUCAAUGGAAGUGCAUUUUUACCCUUAAAUACCAGAAAUACUUGGUUUAGAAUAGAACUCUUUUCCAAAAAAUUAUUAAUGCUUAAAAUUGUUUUGAAUUUUCAGGCAUACAGUAGUUAGUUGAUGAUGCUUUCAGUGUAAAACAGCAAAACAUUACCUUGAGCUGCAGUGCACAGGUAGCCAAACAUGAAAUUACUGUCAUAACCAUUUUCUGUAUGCUUGAUACUUGAUGUCCUUUUAUCCAAAGGAGUAUACGAAUCUGAGGAAAAGCUUUUACUUUAAAUUAGAAUUUUAGAUGCAAAAUUCACAUAAUAUUUGUGGGUAACAUAAUGAAAGAAAGAAAUCCUUCUGACUGACUGAAUUAUGGAAGGGUGUCAAGGGAAUAAUGCAGUGAUUAUAUCUAUUCCAGACCAUUUAUUGUGAUGAUGGUCUCCCUUCUAGAGUACUACUGUUAAAGGGCUACAUUUGAAUUGCUUAUAUUCUGUAUUUUCUUAUAAUUUUUUUAAGUAAACACAAGCUGUUUAUCCACAUGUUGGGUUUUUUUUUGUUUUGUUUUUGUUUUUUAACUUUAAAACUGACACAAAAUACUACUGGAGAAAAAUACUGCAGCUUCUUUAUUAAUAACCUACAAAUUAAUGAAAAAAAAAUUUGUCAUAAUAUUUUGAACUUCAAGUUUUUGAUCAAAUAUAUGGCACUAGUGGGGUGAAUAUUCCAAGUACCAGAAUUGCAGUGAUAGUCCUCAGCUUUGUGGGGAUACUACCAUGCAAAAAUAGUCACCAUACUUCUGGCUUACUCCCUGUAGGACCAGAUUCUAAGUCAGGUCAGAAUUGUUUUCUUGCUGUGAUAGUUCUGUGUCUGGCCUUUGGCUCCUUGCCUAAAAUUCCCAGAGGAUAAUGUACCUUUUCUGGAUACGCAGGUUAGCACUAAUUAACCUACACAGUUAGAAACAGGGAACUAAAUAUCAAAUGUGAGUAGAUGAGUCUGAUUAGAUGAGCAGGGAUGUUUGUUGUUUCAAUGACAGCUGUAUCCUCUUUAAGAUAAAAUAAUCUGAGUUUCUAAAUCCAUACUUUUAUUGUCCAAGUAGACUUCCCCAACAUGGGGUUGUGGUUGUCAUAUGCCUCUUCAAAACGGUAUCACGUUUUGUGUGAGUAAGGGCACAUUAGUUUCUCUGUGUUUGAUUAUUUUUUAUUAGAUACAGAAUCAGGAAAGACAUUUUUCUACUUUCUGUUCUUGAGGGACACUUACAUAGAAUAACAAAUAGAACUGCACAUUUCUGGGUGGGUGAAUAGAGUUAGGGUUGAUUCUUUCAGCAUUGGUUGCUGUUGAACUUGAGAUUGCACCAACAGGAUGAAUUUCAUAUCUACCUAAUCAAGCACUUUUGGAUGCCAGUACAAAAUCUAAUGUGCCAUCUUCCCAGUAAUGUUCUGGUACUCUUAUUUUCUUGUUUUGGCAUGUGUGCCCAUAAAUGUGAUGGAGGCUUAUUAUUUCUUCAUUAAGAAAUAUGAAAACAGUUGUAAGCUCUCCAAGAAAAUAAGCAGGUUUAGGAUAACCAAGGCUGGUACUUCAGUGUGAAUGAAUUCACAGGUAGUUUUGUUCAGAACUUUCAUACAUUGGGAAGUUAAAACAGUUAAGAAAAUAAGUAUAUGCUGUAGUCAGGCGUAAGUGGCAAGAUAUGGGUUUCAAAACUGGAUGUGACUGGUGUCUGUGCAAUGCAGUUACUUUUUUCUUCAUGAUCUGAACCCCUUAAAUAGUUGCAACAAAAGAUAAUUAUGACAAAUAAUUACUUCUGCACAGAAUUUAUUUUUAAGUGUAGAGUCCUAGAAUUUGCCCUUUAAAUGUCAUUGCUGAAGAUAAAAGUAUUUGGAAGAAAAUCUGCUCUUCAUACAAAUGAAUUAUCUUGGGGACUUUGGAAAGAGGUUUUUUUGUUGUAACGGCAGCACUCUGAUUUUAGUCAAACUGGGGUUUUGUUAUUGCUCUCCUGCUGCUCUACCAGUUUUCUGCCUUGCUAUCACACUGCAUCCUUUUCAUCCAUUCAGUCAGAAAGUCAAGAGCAGCCAGCCCCAAUGGUGAUAUAUAGAUUUUACACACAUAAUUUUAUAAUAUUGAAUUUGAAAGGAUGGUGAUGAUUUACUUUUACUCUUGUUGAGAAAAACAGUAGAAAGUGAAUUUCCUAGAAAUGUUUCGGGCAUGAAGGAAACAGUUUUAAGUAUUGUUCCACUUAUUAACUAAUGUACAUCCAAAAGGUAGAAGAGUUCUUUGUAAUGCAGAUGAGCACACUAUGAAGAGUAAACACGACAUACUCAUAAUUUUAUGGUGCUUUGCAGAUAUUUGCCUGUUGUAAGCAAUUAAUUCAGGCACUUAAUGAGUUUAUGUUGGUUAGUAAAUGUAGUCACCUUGAUAGUAACUAUUUGCUUGCUUAACCUUUUUUAACCUUUAUGAUUCUGUAUUAAUGAAAGAAAUAUAUAUUUAAAUGAUACUACUGUUGUAUUUGGGAAGGCUUUGUUAGCUUUACAGUUAGAUAUGCCCUUCUUAUUCAGGAAACUUAUUCUUCUGUGGCUAUUCCUUAAAUUGACCUCUGUUGAUAAGAUUUCAAUAAUAAGUGACAUUUUAAAAUGCAUUACCAUGUAAAAAUAUUGGUAUGUAUUUCAAUAUACUCUUGAUAACAAAGCAUACUUGAAUGAGAAGGCUUUAUGAAGAGAUCAUUGUAUACUCCCUGCUCUACACUGACUUAUGGUAUGAGUUUUACCAGUAUAGUAUAUUAUUUUUUAGAAUGAUUUUACACUUGUUCUGCUUCCCCUGUGGGAAUAAGAAAUAUGAAUAUAAGUGCUAUGCUUGUAUGACAGGAUGCACACUAGGUAGUUGUGCCUCUUUUGAUUUUGUUACUGGUGAAGUGUCCUCUGAUGUAGAGGAGACCUUCGUGAGAUCCUCACCUCCUGUCAAAUUCACCUCAAAAUGUAAUUUUAAGAGUGUCUGGAUUUUUCUCUCAGAAACUUUGCAAACAAAUUUUGUCAACUAUUUGUUUAAAUACAUGGUCAAAUGUGUCCUCACAUUUGCCUGCAAAUGUGUCACUGCUGCUUACACGUAAACUUUCACGUGCUCAACUUUAUCAGUUGACCUUGAAUGAUAAAGAAAUUUAAAAGCACAGUAAUUUAGGCUUUUCUUUCCCUUCUCCUGAAGUCUUUCACUUUGUAAUUCUCAUUGAAUUCUGAAAUAGUGUUUGACAGUUCUUUAUUUUAAAUAAAAAUUUGGAAAUACUGCCAUUUAUCUUGAAAAUCGAUCAGUGUUAAAAAAGCAGAUGGAAAUAAAUGUAAGGAUUUUAAUAUGACGCAGACUCUACAUAUAAAAAUAUAUAUACAUUGGUCCUCUGCUGAUUCGUCACAGCAUUUCAUUACAUGACUAGCCUCUAUGUAUCUAUUUAUGUCCAAUAAUACUUCAAAGAGCACUUAAGAGUAUUUUUGUGUUUCCUGUUAUAAAAUUAAUUGGCUACAAGUACUUAAGUAUUUAAAUUCUAUGCGGAGUAAGUGUCUAAGCAGAUACUGUAGUGAAUUGAGCCUGCUUUGUUAGAUUACCAGAUCUGUCUGGAUCUAAGCUAGUGGGCUCUGUUGUUAUUGGUCCUCUUCACAGUCAUGGUGGACCAGCUGGCUGUGAAGAAGUCUCUAGUAAGAACAUGUCAGUGGGUUUUCCACAGAGUUCCUGGGGGAGCCAAGCCUACACGUAGAGCUUGACAAAGGGCCUCCUUGCUUGUGACCCAGACUGCAGCUGGUCUGGAUUUUUUGAGUUUGCUGUCUGAGCCUAGACAUUUUGCAAACACCAUGAAAUCCACAAAGUCACCCUGCAAGGUUACAACUGCAAAUAUCACAACAGUUGCUUAUUAUUAAAAUCUAGUUUUGAGAUGAGCUUAUUGUAUGUUUUGUUACAAAGCCUAACCAUCAACUGUAUUGAUUUUCAUUACAUUAAAUAUUUAAUACAUAAUUUUGCUCACUUUAUGUAUACAAAUGUGCAAAAGCAAAUUUUGCCACUUCCAUCUUCUGUGCAUUAGCUGUGUGUCCCGUGACUUAGGCCUGGUUUUGGUUUUAGGUGUUCUAAAUCCAGGUGCAUAUCCAUAUAAAAAUCGUGUAAACUUUACGAAUUGACAAACUGAGUUACAUAAAGUGUGCAUAACUAUACUUAAAAUAGGCCAUAUCAGUAUUUAUAUGGGACUAGCAUUGGGCCCUCUAGUUGUACACUACAUCUGAUGAAGGCUGUUGGGCUCCAUUCUCAGAGUACUAAGCUUUCUGCUUCCUAAAGUCAAAAUAGAAUCUGUUGGUUACACUUUUAAGUGGAAAGUAAAGGGCUUCUUUCGGUUUGUUACAAAACCAACCUUGACAGGAUAUUCUGCUGCAGGCUAUGGAUACAAAGUGUGACUUCAGAUAUGACUGAAGUCUGAGUUAGGGCCACUUUAGGAGGAAACAUUUAGUAUGAAUAGUGGCUCAGUCCAGCACCUUAUCCCAAAUGAACCUCUUGGCAAAACAGACCUCUGCACAAUCUGUUUGCUUUCUUUCAUUCUCUGAAGGAGAAAUACCCUGAACUGGCUUCUCAUUUAGGUUUCACUACAAUACAGCAUACGAACAGGUAGCUGUGGUCCAUGCUCUAGUUGGAUUAGGCUUCCAAACUGAAACAAGAAAUAGAGAAACAGGGUGCCUAGAGACCAGUAAUUGUUAUAGUGCAGCACUGCAUAUUGAAGGUGCAACAAUCUUUUGUCACAAUAAGGAGUAUUUGCCUAUGCAUAUUUUGCCUUUCUAUGUGUUUAUCAAUUCUCUUUACAUCUUCGCUUUGUACCUUCUUUUGUCCAGUGGUGUUGCUUGUUUCUAUGAAGAAUCUUCUGAUGUGUCUUACUGUGACAAAGGUGUCAAAAUGAUAAAAUAGUAAUUAGGUAGUUAUUCUUAAAUCCCAGACCUCAGAUGUGUUCUAGAUCAGUUAGAAGAGAACAUUCAAAAUGUAUUGAAUGAAAAUAGAGUAAGAAGGGUAAAUUUAUUUAAAAAUGUUGUAAUAAGUUAUUCAAUUUAAGAUUUUAAAAUACGGAACUUCAUUCUUUCCUGCCUUGGUUACACAUUCAAGGGAAUAGUUUUACCUCAAUGCAGAAGUAGUUAUGCCUCCAACUACCCGUAUGUUAAGGUGAGAAAACACCCCUGGAAGUGGAUAGCUACAGUAUUCCUAAAUUUGCCUUUCCUGGUUCAGAUUAUAAUGCAUUGUUGGUGAAUUUCAUUUUUAUUAUUCCAAAAUAUAUAUUUUUUAAAAAGUGUUAUUUUUCAACAGAUCCAUAAACUAAGUGUUGGUGUAUGGUAAAAUUAAAAUACCACUGUUAGUUACACUGUGAUUGUGAUAUUUUAAUAAUUACUUAUUUCUAAUUUGUCUCAGCAGUGCUGCAGAAGCAGCAUGCUCUUAUGUUUUAAAGGUGUUUUUAACUUGCCUAUAAAUGUUUUUUUCUAAUUGGUGUCUUUAAAUCUGAUUAAACUGUAGUUUAAACAAG
Molecule: messenger RNA, 8049 nt
Organism: Apus apus (common swift)
Lineage: Eukaryota; Metazoa; Chordata; Aves; Apodiformes; Apodidae
Gene: MBOAT2
Product: membrane bound O-acyltransferase domain containing 2
Exons: 13
Coding region: 100-1656 (518 amino acids)
Biological process (GO): lipid modification
Cellular component (GO): membrane
Molecular function (GO): acyltransferase activity
Source: RefSeq, a predicted model, not a curated record